CUAAAUCGAUGCGGGUUUUAUUUCCGAGCGAGGAAGACUGACAAAGGCUGCUGUGAACCUCUCGUGAAGACAGGCGCUUCUAAACAUUGCUAACAUUAUUCAAUUACUAGACUAAAGUUCGUCUUGUCGCUUGUGUGCUGUUGUUUGUGCUUCAGUAUGGCAGUCGUCAUCCGUUUACAGGGAUUGAGGAUCACGGCUGGUUCUCAAGAUAUUCGCAAAUUCUUCACUGGACUCAAAAUUCCAGAUGGUGGUGUACAUAUAAUUGGAGGUGAGCGAGAGGAAGCGUUCAUUAUUUUUGCUUCCGACGAAGAUGCAAGAAGAGCUAUGACGCGCUCGGGUGGACAAAUUAAAGGGGGACCUGUGACAUUGCUGCUCAGUAGCAAGACGGAGAUGCAGAACAUACUUGAAAAAAGUACAAAGAAUGUAGAGAAGGAUCAAAAGAGUCAUUCUGAGGACAAAUCAAGGCAUCCCCGAAGAUCUGUGGAGUCCGACACCAACAAGAGGUCAGCCAGUAGAGCAGACAUCUCUCCACCACCACGCCAAAAGAGAUCCUUAAACAAAGCGUCUUCGUGUGUUUUUCUCAAAGGAAUGCCCUUCAGUGUGUGUGAAGGAGACAUUGUUGAGUUUUUCACAGGUUUACAUGUCAUUGACAUUAUCUUGUUAAGAAAUAGAGCUGGAAAAAUCAAUGGAAUGGGUCUCGUGAAAUUUUCCACCCCCGAUGAAGUAGCGGAAGCCAUGAAGAGGAAUAGGGGAUAUAUUGGUUCCCGGUAUGUGGAUAUUUUCCCAUCGUCAGAACAAGAUUGGGACUGGACACUCGAACGAUUGCAAUCCAGGGGUGGAGACCCAGGGGGUGACCAGUUUGAAAGACGUGGAUCACCUCCACGUGGUCAAAAGAAUUUCCAACACCAUACGAGGUCAGAGUCACCUGAAGGCCAAAGGGUGUCAUCGUCUAGUGAGGAGUACUGUGUUGUGGUGGACAACGUCUCCUUUGCAGUGGAAAUAGAUGAUAUGAAAAGAUUUUUCCGCCACGCAAGACUCAACGAUGACCAGAUUUUGUUCACAAAUUCUGACGACAAUAAAAAUAGGUCUGCAUUUGUACUAUUCAAGACACUGCGAGAGUAUCGUGAGGCAUUGGAUCAGGAGACAAAAUCCUUUUUCAAUCGAUUGGUUCAUGUCCGGCCAAUCUCAAGAGAAAAAGUGAUAGCCAUUAUGGAAUCUCAGAACAUGCAUGACAGCUCUUCUGGAAACAUGAGAAGGAUUAAUGAGAGGCCUUCAGUCCGUUCCCGGGAUCAUUCCGACCCAGAGAAGUGCGUACUUCUGCAAAAUCUGCCCUCUGAUGUGCGCAAAGUGGAGGUCAUGGACUUCUUCAUUGGGAUGAAUAUCUCUGAAGAGGACGUGCACUUGCUCCGUGACGAUACAGGUGCGGGGACCGGCAAGGUCUUGGUUCUGUUCUCUUCUGAGGCAGAAGCCGCAAGGGCGCUUGAUCUUGAUGGGCAAAGGUUUCUCGGCACAGUGGUUGCUGUUAGAUGCAUUUCGCGUUCUCAGAUGCGGGAGCUGCUUGCUGGGCCGCAGGCGGUUCCCGGGCCACAGCGAAGAUUUAAUGAGUUUCAAGGUGCUGGUGACGGCAAGUACACUGACUUCAGGGGCUCUCAAACUGGUAAAGUGCCAAUGAAUAUGGGGCCUGCAACCCACAGAGGCUAUGAUUCUUCUAAAGAUCAGUUUGAAAGCGGAAACGGCGCUCGUACUAGUGGCGGUCCUCGGACUGACCACUUCACCCAGCCCACCUGUGUAAAGCUAAUUAAUCUGCCAUUCCAAGUUAAAACAGAAGAAAUCUAUGAUUUUUGCCAUGGAUAUCGCAUUAUCCCAGGGUCCAUCGUAUUGCAGUAUGACAAGAGUGGAGCAUCUCGAGGUACAGCAACUGUAGUGUUUGAGACUCGGCAGGAGGCGAUAAUAGCAGUGGAUGAACUCAAUGGGAGGCCGAUAGGUGCUCGAAAGAUUCAACUCAUCAUUCUUUAAAAGUGACUUUUGGUGUUUGCCCGCUAUUGGGUUCUUUUGGUCUGGACUGAACACUUUAAAUGUGACACUUGGUUUGAGGAAAGUUAUUGUGCUGCAUUCUGGGGUGUCUCUUUUUCCCCCCCCAUAUUUUUUCCUCUUAUGGUAGUAAAGUCAAUUCACUGAUUUGACUUCUUUUUUUUAAAUUGUCUGACGAAAGUUUCAUUACAAAUGCACAUCUAACAUUUGAGUGUAUCCAGAAGAAAUGUUGUUCGACUGUAUACUGUUAUUACACAGCUCACUUAAAUCUGUAUCAUUAUCUUGUUUAUUAAAAAUACAGUGAUUCCAAUCAUUAUCGCUCUCAUUAUUUACAAUUAGUAUUUUGUAUCUUAAAACAUUUAUAAAAUCCCCCACAAUUUUAACAUUUACAUUCAAACCUUUUGCUGAAAUAAGAUUUAAAGCUGCAGUUUUCAUUACUUUGAAAAGGUUUUCUAUUUUGGCGAAGCUAAUAUAUGAGGAAAUCACGAGUUGAAAAAUAGCUUUAUUUUGAAACGGCACCGUAGCUUUUAUUUUGAAACGUAACCGGAUUUAUAGGGCAACUUGCAAACAACGGAUGAGGAGGAUUUCGGUGGAGCGCUGCAGUCUAUCACGCAGACCGAGUGAACCGCCUUCAUCCACAAAGACCCAUUGAACAAGUCUGGAUCACGUUUAAACCUUACAUCCGAAUGGACGUGUUGAGGAAAAUGAGACAUCUACAGCCUGCAAGACCACUGCGUCGCUGCCUCAAGGAUGACGUCUGUGUUUUGACUGAACCCACAUUAAAUGCAGCUGCUCCUGCACAGUCAUUGAUGGGCAUGGUCGAUCUGAAGACAAAUGAUGAGAUAGAGCAGUUCUGCAAGCUUGUCAAUUUCCAAAAAGAUAAAAAAGAGAGAAUAUCCUACACAAGAGAGGUUUUAAUUGGUCUUUGGAGUUGUCCUGCAUCCAAGAAGAGGCCGGAAUAUUUACCGGACCACCCCAUAGUCUUGGCUAGUGCACGAACCAAGAUGCUUGAGGAGAAUGAAACUGAGGAAUAAUGGAAAAGAACAGGAAGUGUCAUCCAUAGUUCUGAGUCUUUGUUACACUAUACGCUGUUUACUUUCCUCAAUGUGUGUCUUUGCUGUGUUGUUGAAUUUCAUUUGACCUUACUGGUUGAAUUUGUGAGAUUUCAUUUAGCAUGUGACUCUUUAACUAUGGAGGACCAGAAGGGCAAAAAUGAAAUGAAUAUAUACACAAUUAAAAAAAUAAUGAAAAGUGUCAUUAAAAUGCUUCUAUUUCAAUAUUUAUUUUUAAAUAAAUAAAUAUAUAAUAAAUACAUAAAAAUAUUAAAUAAAUAGAUAUUGAAAUAGAAGCAUUUUAAUGACACUUUAAAAAUUGCUUUAAAUUGUGCAUUUAUUUAAUUUUUGCACUCCUGGUCCUCCAUAUUUAACAAGCCUUAACUACAAUUCUAACGUUCUCACUACUCACAGUGGAUAUAAAGUCUACACACCAUGCUCAAAUGGCCAAAUUUCUUUUUCCAUUCAUCCAUCCAUCCAUCCAUCCGUUUUCUUCCGCUUAGCUGAGGUUGGGUCCUGGGGGCAGCAGGGAAGCCAGCCCCCUCAACCCCCUUUCUGGGAGGAUCCAAGGUGUUCCCAAAUCAGCCCAGGUUCCAUAGUCUUCAAUUUCUUUGUCAUAUAUAAAAAUAAUACCAUGAUCAAUCAUUUUAAGACUUUGCCUAAUGAUUGUGAAAUAUUUUCUUUAGUACACAUUUCCCCCGUCCUCCAAAACAUAGUGGGUGGAAAUAAAGGGAAUUAAUGUAGGUGCAAAAUUGUGCCCCCACCCCACCCCCUCACCCUUUUAUAACAGAUGCAGCUUUGUUCAGAUUGGCACAACCACAUUAUUUUUUAUAUUGCUCUGCUCAAAUAUUAAACAAUAAGUUUUAGCUUUAAAAACGAUUCAUCAGUCUCCGUUUUAAAUGAUAAAAACUUGGUAAUUGGAACAAGUGUGUAGACUUAUGUUCACUGUUUGUGUUUGUACUUUGUAUUUAGUAAAAGAAAAAACAAGUUUGGAUUCAAGUUUGCCGUGGUGAUGUUUUCCUUAUGUUAGAAAUUUAAAUAUAGUUUCAAAUCUAAAGUGCUUUAUGGUAUGUCCAAAUAUUUAUAUUUUUGUAUUUUUAUUAGCGGUAAUUUGUAAGAUAUUGUUAUUGAUUUAAUAUUUAUUAUUUUUUUCAUACUUUUUUUUUGUAUGUAAAAAUAGGAAUUCUCCUUAUUUAUUAAUGUUAUGACUACUUUUAUUGCAUGCAUAUAAGUUGCUAGUUAUAGUUUUGACUGUGACCAUCUGCCUCAAAUAGUGUUUGCAGUUUAAAAAAACGUUUUCACUUUCUACUCUUUUAAUUCAAUUCUACACAUUUAAUUCAGUCGAAUUGUAUGUUGUUUACUUUUUACUUCAUUCUUUUUAGUUCACUGAUCACAUUUGAAUAAAAAAAAAAAAAAAUCAAUUAUCCUAUCCCACUAUCCUGCAGUAAUUUAUUGUUCUGAACACAGUGGCAAAUUGCAAUUCUUUAAAGACUAAUAACAAUAGUGAGCUGGCAUAUCCAAAUCAGUUGGCAAUCGCACCGAUUCCAGAUAAAAGGUCAAUUCACAUUUCCUCAUUAAAAGUUCCAUAGACAUUUUUUUUUUCCUCCAAAGUUCUAUUGGGAUGAAAUAAAUACCUGUGUCACAGAUUAAAAAAACAAAAAAAAAACAGAAAUGGCAAUUUGUAAUUGUUAUUGUCAAUGUGCUCCCUCGUCCUAUUACCAAAGUCUGGUUUUGGGCGACUGAUGGGCUGGGUCAUGGGUGGACAUGGCACUUUGGCUCUGGACAGCGGGUUACGUUGUGCCUGCUUCCACCACCCAGAAAGGCAGGGGUGGUACCGGGUGUUGCGCUUUGUUCCCUGUUGGCCAUCUUCUGUCUGAAGUGAUUAAUUUCGUAAGACACCCAAUACGGACAACGGAUGAAGACAGCUUUUCACUCUGGAGCUUUAUUGCUUCAUCAUAGCUUUGGAACAGCUCAAUAAUUGUGGGACUCAUCACACAUGUCAAUCUUAUGCACUAAAUCAAAUGGCAUCAAAACUUCAAAGUGUACAACCGUAAAACGGAAAUUUACAUAAAACUGGAAGUAUGGCACUUUCAAAAUAAUAUAACACAUAUUAAUCCAACUGAUAGCACAAACUCCCUUCCUUGCUUUCAUCAGCUCAGAACACAUCCAGAUCACAAUUUUAAUUUCUCAAGAACUAUUGAACUUUAAAGUUCUGAACUUUGACACAGGUUUCGUCAAUUUGUCAACGAUCAUAUUUUCAGAUGAACAGUAAAUUAUAUCUAAACCUCAGUAAGAGCUUCACGAAUGAACUGAAAUUUGACAUCUAUAUGUUUGGAUCACUAUUCACUCGAUUUUUACUCUGGGCAAUAGCACAUUGAUUGUCGCCAUAGAUUUUUGAACAUGUGUACCGGCGUAAUCCUUUUGUAUCCAUACCACUAAACAAUUGUCUAAGAUACAUGCUUUCCCGGGUAGUGGCUGUGAGAACAAAUUAUUCUUCAUAUGUAAAAAGAGCCACUGUGGGUUGUUUCUUUGAUUUCAAUGAAAUUGCAGGUCCUUGUUUUGUCAAGCUGAAACAAUAACCCGAUGUACUUUUAUCUUCCACAGAAGAUGCCCAAUCGAAUCACUGUAAAUUCCACUAAAUUUAAAUCUUCAUUACUUUUCUUGAAAAUUGGUUCAUAAGACGUGUUUGACAGCCAGGAGGUUGUGAUUUCUUGGUUUUGAAAAUGUGAGAAUUUACAAUCCAUUUCAUGUCAGGUCUAGUACAAUUCAUUGCAUAAAUCAAGCUGCCUACAAUUUCGCAAUACUCUUUUGGGUUGACAAAAUCAUUUCCUAAAAUCAUUUACAGCUCUCUCCGUCUCUAUUUUAGCUUCACAUUGUGUAUAUCUGGGUUUACACUCAGACAUUACAAAUCUUUCAAGCAUUUUGAGGAUAUAUCUUUUCUCACCCAUCUUGAUUCUACCAUCCUCUUGUUCAAACUCUAUGCCUAAGAAGACAGUUUUCCUAGAUAGUUCAUGUGGAAUGUCAAUUUCAUGGUUUCUUUGAAUUUGUUCAGUAUGUCGGUAUUGCGGGCUGCAAUUAUUAAAUCAUCAACCUAGAUAAUGAUAAUAUCCCGUUUCCUGAAUACACAGUGAUCAACUUGGUUUCGCGCAAAAUUGUCUCAUUCCAAGUGGUCAUUAAAAAGUCUGAACCAAUUUCUUCCCGUUUAAGGCCAUAAAGAGAUUUCUUUAGCUUGUACUCUGAUGUUUCUCCUUUAUCUGAAGUCCUUUAAAAACCCUCUGGUUGUUCUAACAGUAUGUUUUCAUCUAUAGGUGUAUGUAAAUAUGCAGUUUUAACAUUUAUCUGAUGUAUUAUGAGAUUGUUUUGGAAAGCGUCAAUGCUCGUAUUAAUGUUGUUUGCUGUUGGAGCAAAUGUUUCACGUUAUUUUAUACCUUCUGUUUGAUUGUAGCCUUUUGCUACAUAGCUUGCUUUGUACAGUUUCCCUUUAUCCACAUUUUAUUUAAUGGCAUAUACCCAUCUUCCUCUUUUUGUCUUUCUACCUUUCGUUAAAGGAAUCGGUUCAAAUGUCUCAUUUUCUUGGAGGGAUUUAAUCUCUUCCUCUGUUGCGUCUUUCCGGGAUGAUGCUUCUUCUGACAUCAUUGCAUCCCAAUAGGUUUGUGAAACUUCACAUAGGGCCCUGUAAAAAAUAAUUACCACGUGUUGAAUAUAUCAGUAUCAUUCGUGUAUGUUAUGAAGUCAUCCAAGUAGUUUGCAGUUUUCUUCCCCUAUUGGAUGGUGUUGAUUCUUACUGUCAUCAUGGUCCCUAAAUUAAUGAAGAAGCACAUUUUCUGUAACUUCUUUAAGUAGUACAUUAUUGUCCUCAUUUUAAGUUGGGUCUGAUUUUCUUGCCUGUCUUUGUAUUGUCAAAAUUGUCCUCCUCACUAGAAAUUCUGGUUGACUGAUUUCUGAAUCGCAUUUGUCUUUGCUGUUCAACCUUGUUUUUGAUAAAUUUCACCAGUCUGUUUUGACACUUUUCCAGUUCCUGGGUUGUAUACCAGAUAAUGGUAAAUGGUGUUACACUUAUAUAUGCUGGACUAUUCUUACUGUAUCCAACAAUAUUCACAUUUGGUAAUUUUAGCAGAUCAGUCACAUUGCAAUGCUCCAAAAUACUAUGCCAUCAUUUGGCGUUACAAGUUGGGUUUACAUUGUCUUUGGACAUUAUAUAAUUACAUGAGUUCACAUUACAUUAGUUCAUGAAACUGUUGUUGUUGUUUACCGCUCUGAUGUACUAUAGUCGUUCAUGCUCAUCCACGCUCAAGCUUUAGUCUGUAGUUCGUUCCGUCCCUCUUCAAAUCUUCAAUUUGGCUCAAUCAGUUGAAGCCGCUUUCACUGAUAGUAUGCUCUAUGGAUACAUUGGUAUGAAAAGAGCUUUCUUCAAUUUCCGCUCUUCAUUUAUGAUGUGCGAGGUAGCUUCACAAACUACCAUCAGUCCAUUUAUUUUUUUUUUCUGAAAAGCGUUUUUGGCCAAACUUGAAUACAAGUGUCUCUUCCUCGUCCGUACUUUGAUGUUUUUCCGCUGUUUGUUUUGCAUCAUCAUACUUCUUGAUUUUUCUCCUGCAAGUUU
This is a messenger RNA of Corythoichthys intestinalis (scribbled pipefish), 7683 nucleotides long. RefSeq names its product RNA binding motif protein 12Bb (gene rbm12bb). Lineage: Eukaryota; Metazoa; Chordata; Actinopteri; Syngnathiformes; Syngnathidae. Bases 157 to 2016 code for a protein of 619 amino acids. Gene Ontology annotation, cellular component: ribonucleoprotein complex. The record is from RefSeq and is a predicted model, not a curated record. Gene Ontology annotation, molecular function: RNA binding. The transcript has 8 exons.